AGUUUGUCAAAAAAUAUGUUUUGUUCAAGUUUUGAGUUUUGUAUUCUUUAUUCAUUUUAGUAUUUUUAUUUUAUAUCAAAUUAUAAUCGUUACAAUAUAUUCAGUGGUAUUGUGGUAUACAGAGCUAUGGAUUCAUUAGCAAAAAGAAAACAUCUUAACUCUCCUGAUAAUGAUGAUAACAAACGUCCUAAGAUAGAACAUUGUCCACAUAAUGAAAGAUGUUACAGAAGGAACCCACACCAUUUCAAACAAUAUGAGCAUCCAUACUUAAGUGAAUUCAUUGAAUCAACCAACUCACCUGUGAUACCAGAUAGCUGGCCUCAGCCCAAAAAUAUUUACUUGGAGCAGAUAGAAAUUUUGAGGAGCUUGUCAAGUAGCAAACCAAAAAUACAAAAUAUUGAUAAUAACAAGGAAACUUCUAGCAACAUAGCUGCAUCAAAAGUAUUACAAAAUGUAUCUUCUGGGAAUUCUAAACCUGGAUCUAGCAAAACAAUCUCAAUCAAUCAAUCAAAUAUUCCUAGCACAUCUACUACCACAACAUAUGCUUCAGACUCUGCUCAUGGUACCAUGAUGGAAAAAUUAGAAAGAGCUGCUCCUUAUAACAUUUUUUUUACUACAAUCAUUAAGGCUCCACUGACAACCAAACAGCCUAAUGCUAUUACAUUCACAGAUCUAUUGUGCCCCAGUUUAGGGGUACUGAAAAACUCUCUGCAAAUAAAUUUUAUGAUAGACAUUGACUGGUUGUUGAAGCAAUAUAAAGCAAGGGGUCUGAGUUCAAGACCAUUGACUAUAUUGUUUGGUGAUGAUUGGCCUGAUAUGGCCAAGUUCAUAGAUAUGUUUUGUCCUAAUGUGAAGUACAAGUUAGUCAAAAUGAAGGAUCCUUUUGGAGUACAUCAUUCGAAAGUUGGCAUUUAUAUUUAUGAAGAUAACUCCAUCAGAGUUGUAGUUUCAACUGCAAAUUUAUACUAUGAAGACUGGAACCACUACAACCAAGGGUUAUGGCUGAGCCCAAGCUGUCCUCAGCUGCCCGAUUCCAGACCAGACAGUGAUGGAGAGUCCCCCACUGGAUGCUUGACUACCUUAAAAAAUAUAAGGAACCUCUGCUUGAACCAUUCAUAGACCAAGUCAGAAGAGCUGAUUUCAGUUCUGUCAGGGUGUUCCUGCUGUAUUCUGUUCCUGGUAAACAUUUUCCGAAUUCCAAUGGUUGCCACCAACAUUCCAUGGCAGAUAUUUUAUCUGCUCACUGUGUUCUACCACAAAAGACAACUCCAGAGUCUGAGGGACCUCUGUCUUGGGGGGUUAUGGCACAAGCAUCCAGCAUAGGUUCGAUGGGCAAGUCGCCUGAAGAGUGGCUCAAGGGCUCGAUUUUGCUCUGCCUCGCGUGUCACACGAAAAUCCCCCGACCUCGGCGCAGCAAGGUUGCCAAACCGUCCGCUUCCAAAGCGAUGCUGAAUAUAGUCUAUCCGAGCGUGGAGAACGUCAUGAAGGGCUACUUUGGGGCGGAGAGCGGCGGUUGUUUGCCCUAUGGGAAGGCUGUGAACGAAAAACAGAGAUGGUUGCAGGAUUACAUGCAUCAGUGGAAAGCGGAGUCUUUUGGCAGAACGCGGGCGAUGCCUCAUAUAAAGACUUAUUGCCGGGUGUCUCCCUGCCUGAGCAAACUGGCAUAUUUUCUAAUAACCAGUGCCAAUCUAUCGAAAUCUGCCUGGGGAGGUCCUGUCGAUACAAAUAAUGGCAGCUACGUUAGGUCCUAUGAGGUCGGGGUACUGUUUUUACCAAAGUUCUUUGAUGAAGAGUUUUUCCAGAUAAAGAAUACUUCCAAUGGGACGAAUCAGAAGCUGUUUCCGUUUAUGUAUGAUUUGCCAUUGACAUCCUAUAAAAAGGAUGACUAUCCCUGGUGUAAUUAAUAUUUUAUCACUUAGUUUGUAUAUGUAUCAUGUAAUAUUGGAAUUUUGAAUAAAUUUAUAUUUAAUUUUU
Molecule: messenger RNA, 1974 nt
Organism: Phaedon cochleariae (mustard beetle)
Lineage: Eukaryota; Metazoa; Arthropoda; Insecta; Coleoptera; Chrysomelidae
Source: the annotation of a GenBank genome assembly